Messenger RNA from Dicrocoelium dendriticum, 1506 nucleotides. The record is from the annotation of a GenBank genome assembly. Lineage: Eukaryota; Metazoa; Platyhelminthes; Trematoda; Plagiorchiida; Dicrocoeliidae.
UUCAUAUUCAUCGGUUCUUAUUCGAGAAGCUGGUGGUAGUCUUGAAACAUUGACGUCCUGUGAUAUUAGAAAUGAUGCCUCUCUUUUCUACCGCUGUAUGGUACGAACCUGAAUGAAAUAUGCCUUAGUACCAUAGAAAACGGAUCACACUGUUAUUUGUUUAGAGUUUGAAGUACCAACGAACAAUAUUUUGAAGGUAACCUUCAGAUCAACGACAACAGAACACCUUGGAUAAGCAUAUAUUCUGCAGCAAUGCUACGGUACUCUGUUUCGCAUGUUUUGAGCAUGCCCAAGCAAUAUGAGCAAUUUCAUCCAGAUGCACACCUCAACUUGUCCGAUACGAUGGAAAACGAGAUGAUGUCAUUACACUUACCAAACACUACGGAAUCUUUCCCGGAAGCCAGCCUAGUUAUGCAAUCCACAGCUCGGCCUACCCUUAUUCAUGAAUCUCCGAAGCGAUCAUUCAAAGGAUAUCAGGUGUUCAAGCGAAAGCUUCGCAUCGCACGAUCAUCCAUGAGUAACCCUUUCAAAAAAUUUCGCUCUUAUAGCCACAGCAGUUUGAAAGUUGAUCACAUCAAUUUCUCAACAUCAAAGGGAAUUGACAACUGUUCAAAUAACCUUCAACGACUUCGCUUAUCAAAGAGACCUGAUAGUGUGGAGAGAAGAGAUAAGUCAUCAGAAGCGCGUCUGUCUGACCCAGGAAGCAGAAUAAUGGUUCACCUUUUAAAAGACAAAAGUGAGAAUGAUAAUUGCUUGAUGCCAACAACAGGAUGUCACAAAAGCCGUAGUCAGUAUCUUUGCCCACAGAAAGCUUCACAACAAUCCGCGGGCCCACCAAGUGGAGGACAAAGCCAGCUAUCCCUUUGGGAUGGGCGAAGAGGUACAGCUCCCGGAUCAGGCAGGAGUAGCGUGUUUUAUCUACCUGACAAUCAGAUACAAUUAAUGGCUUGCAUUUCAGAGCUUUCUUCAGCUUAUUACCAAAUUUUGGUGGGUCUAGGUGAAGAUCCUACCAGACAUGGGUUAAUAAAAACUCCGGAAAGGGCUGCAAAAGCCAUGUUAUAUUUCACCAAAGGAUAUGAAGAACGCGUGAGCGACAUGUUGAACGGAGCCAUUUUUGAUGAAGACCACGAAGAGAUUGUCGUAGUCAAAGAUAUUGACAUGUUUUCAAUGUGUGAGCACCAUUUAAUCCCAUUCGUCGGCAGUGUUUCUAUUGGAUAUCUACCCAACAAACGUGUAUUGGGUCUCAGCAAGCUCGCUCGUAUUGUCGAGGUGUAUUCGCGCCGGCUACAGGUGCAGGAGCGGCUGACUAAACAGAUCGCGGUGGCACUAGCUGAGGCGAUUCAGCCACAUGGAGUGGGAGUCAUUGUGGAAGCCACUCACAUGUGUAUGGUUAUGCGGGGAGUUCAGAAGGUGAAUGCAACUACGGUGACUAGCACCAUGCUUGGACAGUUUAAAGAUAGCAUUGAUGCCCGUGACGAAUUUAUGCGACUUGUUGGUCGUAAGUGA